Molecule: messenger RNA, 993 nt
Organism: Theileria parva strain Muguga
Lineage: Eukaryota; Apicomplexa; Aconoidasida; Piroplasmida; Theileriidae
Exons: 5
Coding region: 1-702 (233 amino acids)
Source: RefSeq, a predicted model, not a curated record
AUGUUUUUAAGUGUGAUUUUGCGUAGUAAAAGGAUAAGGCCUUCAACUUUGAGGGUUCGUUUACCUAAAGUCGGUCUUUCUGAUGAUUCCAAGCACAUUAAGCAAUCUCUCCACAAUAUUUACAAACAACUUAUUCCCAGCAACACAACUCCUCAAAAUGCUAAAAUCCCUAAUAAUGUUGAAAAUUCUCAAAAUAGUAAAAUAAUAUCAAAAUCUGGUCCCACUUCUGAUAACUCUGAGGCAAACAACACUCUAGAAAAUGCUACUACAACUCAUUUAACUAACACUACCGGUACCAGUAUAAAGCUGAACAAUGAUGUGGGUAUGAAUAUCAUAAUUGAUAGGAGGAAUAAGUAUCAUAAGAGGCUAUGGCAGAGUAUGAAACGACGUGAUUUACUAUAUUUUGAGCGUCUGGUUAAGGAAUUCCGCAAUUCCGGUAUUGAAUUUACCUCAACUUCCUACACCUUAAUUUUCAAUGGAUUUUUAAUUUUUUACAAAAAGCAAUCAUUAGAAAGGCUGAGAGAGUUAAUUGAGGAAAUGAAAGAGAACGGCGUGCAUCCUGCUUUAAUUCGAUUUUUAUCAAGAUUAAUGUGUGUUUACUUGGAAAUGGCCCACCUUAACUCUAUGCCACUCACUCAUAACUGGCUUUCCAUUACUCGUUCUUCCUGGCUCAUUUCCUAUCUCAUACACGUUAAAUCUUAAUAUUAUCCACUGACCCUCAAGUUGAAUCAAAUUAUAUAAGAUCAAGGAAAAGUAAGUUUUCAUGUUGGAAGGUGGAGUAGAGGUGUCUUCUUAUGAUUCUUCUCGUGAAGCCCAGGUCAACUGUUGAGUAUUCUCUAACCGAGUGGACGAGUGACACGCAAAGUUGUUUCGCAGUAUUGAAGUCAUUGGGCAGUGAAAUUCUUUCAAGUAAGUUACGUGACUCGCCUGGUAAUCUGCAGAACAACCUCGUUAAAAUCCUCGUCACGUAUGAUAUCACAUGCUCAUUUUCAC